AUGGAUCCCCUCCAUCUUGAAUGGUUUUAUUACAAUUUGAAAUUUCAGCUUCCAAAAGAACUUUUUUUCCAUACGGAUUACCGUCCACUCGUGAGAGAUUCAAAUCACUAUGUAUUGGAUGAACAAACACAAGUACCACCACAUUUGAUGCCUCCACCUUUCCUUGUAGAUAUUGAUGGUAACCCAUAUCCCCCUAUGCUUCAACGCUUAGUACCUGGCCGAGAGUUGUGUAACGUGGAACAACUUGUUCCAAAUAUUGUUAUAGGAAAUGAAGGUACUCAAGAAGUCAUCCAAGAUAUACCUCAAAAUCAUGUGGGUUUUGUGCAUAAUGAAGAUGAAGAUAUCAGAGAGCCGGGUUUCAGACUUGGAAGGAGACAUUCGAAUAGAGAAUUUGAGCGUAUUAGACAGAGUACAGGCGAUUGGCAAAGUGACCCCAACAUCGAAUGGAAGAUUAAUGUUUUAGUACCGCCAUUGAUAAAAUCUGUUCUAGACAGAGCUAAACAAGUCAGAGAAGCUUUAAAAGAUGCUGAACUAGAAGAGUAUCAAAAACAACUUAGGCAAAGACCACAUAUGAUAAGCAUAAAUACAUCAAGCAAUAUUAAGAAGCAAGAGGAAAAGAAAAAAAAGAAUGCUAAAUAUAUUACAAGGUCAUUAAAAACCUUCGAGUACCGGGAAGAUGAACCAGAAUCAUCAGGAAACGAGAAUUUUUCAGAAUCAUCUGGCUACUCUGAUUGGGUUGCUGAGGAGAAGCCCGAACGCCCAAAGCGCUCCAAUCGAAGACCAAACACAAAUCACGUUCAGUAUUCUGAAGAGGAAGAUGAAGACGAUGAUUAUGAAAAUGAUCAUGAUUAUGGGGAGGGUCCAAGUAGUAGUAGUCGUAGUAGAGAAAACCAUGUUAACCGAAAAAAGGAAAACAAAUCUGUAAAACAUAAAGAAAAUAAUGCUAGUAGAAGUAAGGUAAAUAAUAGUAACCAUACUUCAAAUGAUUUUGAUAUGAGUUCUGAUGAUGAAGAUGUCAGCAACACAACUACAGAAAAUCACCUUGGCAAAGCUAAGCUUAUCAUUAGGCUCUCAAAAACCACUGCCGGUUCUACGUAUACUGCCAUACCUUCAACGAGUACUCUCCAUUCCAAUUCAAAGUUGAAAGUAUCUGAACAAUAUAGAUUGAGUGAGUGGCUGUCAGAGACUAGACCCCGAAAAUCACCAUAUUAUCCUCAGUUGGGCGAUGAAAUAGUUUAUUUUAUACAAGGACAUCAGCUUUAUUUAAAUAUAGUAGAAAUAAAAAAAACUUAUGAGAUAUGUAUCAAGGAGUUACCAUGGAACAAAAUGACAAUUCAGGAUCAUGAAUUUGUGAAAGUGAUUGGUAUACAGUAUGAAAUUAAACCUCCGAGGUUAUGCUGUUUGAAGUUGGCUCUUUUAGAUGACGAAGGGAAAUUAACUGGAAAAGUAUUCACUGUCAAAUACCACGAUAUGCCAGACGUGUUGGAUUUUUUUGUUUUGAAACAAAUGUACAACACUGCCUUGUCAAGAGAUUGGAAAAUUGGAGACAAAUUCAGAUGCAUGAUAGAUGAUGAAUGGUGGAUUGGACAGAUAAUGAACAAAUCACCUGCAAGCGAAAGUUUUCCAGAUUCGGUAUUCUUAUGCUAUGAAAUUAUGUGGACUAACGGAGAACGAGAGCGUAUGAGUCCAUGGGAUAUGGAACCAAUCGACCCUGAAAGAGUGCCUGAAGAUGAAAACCAAGCGAUGCCUGUACUGGAACAAGAACUGACUUCUAUUCUAUAUAAAACUGUUGACUGUGACUGGCCAUACAAUGACCUUGCAACUAUAACCAACCAUGUAGUAACAGGAAUAACUAAAGUAAUGGAACUGGCGAUAGCAGAACCGUUUUUGGUACCUGUAGAUAUCAAUGUUUAUCCUGAAUAUGCAAUGUUCAUUGAAUAUCCAAUUGACUUGUCCACAAUAAAAGCAAGAUUUGAAAACAAUUUUUACAGAAGACUGACUGCAGCCCAAUUCGAUAUUCGAUAUUUAGCGACUAAUGCUGAAAAGUUCAAUUUGAAACAUAGUACCAUUGUGAAACAGUCGAGAAUUGUUACUGAACUAUGUCUGAGGAUAGUCAAAGGUUGUUCAGACUAUAUUGAUGUUCCCAGUCUGUACCAUCGUAUUGUGGAUUCAUACAAUUCUUGUGAUAGUGAAGAAGAAUUAGAUGUUCCACCAUCUAGCAGUAAAAAUAUUCGAACUUCAUCAAAGAGGCUCAAGAGAAACCCUAAUGAUUGGAAAGCUGAAGCCGUGAAUCUUGUAGAAAGUUUAUGGAAGUCCAAAGAUUCGGAACCAUUUCGAGAACCUGUUGAUCCCGAAACUUAUCCUGAUUACUACAAUAUUAUCAAGAACCCGAUGGAUCUCGGAACAGUAAGAGAAAAUCUUAAGAAUAGUAAAUAUGAUGUUCCACAACAAUUUAUAAUAGAUAUGAGACUGAUAUUUCAAAAUUCUAGACUAUAUACUCCAAAUAAGAAAUCAUUGAUAUAUGAUAUGACUGUUCGAUUGUCUGACUUAUUCGAAGAACUGACAAAAAGAUUAAUGUCAAAAUGGAAAACUGCUAAAAGAAGACAGAAUCGAAAAAGAAUCAGUAGUAGUGAUGAAAAUGAAGUUUCUAUUUCCACAACUUCAAGUGAUGAAGAAGUGAUGGAAAAGUUUACAUCUGGAUCUCAAUUAGAAGUAGAUAGUGAUACUGAUGAUGACAUACCCUUAAAUAUUCUAAGGAGUAAAACGAACACAGAAUCUGAUACUACCAGUCAAAGUACAUUCAGCAGGGGUAUGAAGUCCAAGAAACGAAAUGCAGGCUCUGAGGAUGAAUAUAGUCCAAGUGCCAAUUACCGUCAAAGCGCCAAAAAUAAUAAAUAUAAAUCAUCUUCAUCUGAGGAAGAAAUAGAAAACUCAUCUUCUAGUGAUGAAGAUGAGAGUCCUGAAAGAAAAUGUAAUUUGAGGCAGAGACCAGUCAGAAAAAAAAUUCUUUUAUAUGAAAGUUCUGAUAGUGAAAAUAGCUCUAAUACAAACAAAAGAAUAAAACGUGGUGUGAAACGCGGCUUUGAUAGUGACAGUGACAGUAAGUCUAGUCACAGCACUUUACCUUUGGUGAAUAAUGAAGGGAGUUUCAUUUCAAACGUGAGCAGUAGGGGUAGAAUAAGAAAGCUGACUGAGAGAGCCAAAGCUAUGUUUAAGAAAAGGUGAAAUUUACAGUGACGCUUGGUGUUUUUUUAGCAUUUUGUAUUCGUUGACCCCUGAAAUUGUUCAUUUUUCAAUAGGGUUUUGUAAAGUUUCUUGUGAUUAUAUUUUAAUAAAUUAAGUCAAUUUUUGUUAAUUGAUUUAUAAACGUUUAAGACCAUGAAAUAUUUUUAAAAUAAAAUUGUUUUAUAGA
Molecule: messenger RNA, 3412 nt
Organism: Leptinotarsa decemlineata (Colorado potato beetle)
Lineage: Eukaryota; Metazoa; Arthropoda; Insecta; Coleoptera; Chrysomelidae
Gene: BRWD3
Product: bromodomain and WD repeat-containing protein
Biological process (GO): regulation of cell shape; cytoskeleton organization; regulation of transcription by RNA polymerase II
Cellular component (GO): nucleus
Molecular function (GO): protein binding
Source: RefSeq, a predicted model, not a curated record